Bubalus bubalis (water buffalo) is the source of this 8898-nucleotide messenger RNA. It is a transcript of the gene ICE2, whose product is annotated as interactor of little elongation complex ELL subunit 2. Gene Ontology annotation, cellular component: transcription elongation factor complex. Lineage: Eukaryota; Metazoa; Chordata; Mammalia; Artiodactyla; Bovidae. The transcript is spliced from 14 exons. The record is from RefSeq and is a predicted model, not a curated record. The coding region runs from base 1132 to 3774 and encodes 880 amino acids. Gene Ontology annotation, biological process: snRNA transcription by RNA polymerase II; snRNA transcription by RNA polymerase III; positive regulation of transcription by RNA polymerase III.
UAUACAGCCUUGACGUACUCCUUUUCCUAUUUGAACCAGUCUGUUGUUCCAUGUCCAGUUCUAAGUUGCUUCCUGACCUGCAUACAAAUUUCUCAAGAGGUAAUCCUUCAAGACCCAGCUAAAUGAAACUUCUUCUCUGAAGUAGUCUCUAAAUUGUCUCAGUCAGAAUGAGUUCCCUCCUCAUUGGGUUCCCAUAGUAUCUGUAAUGUUAAACACAACAUGAGAGCUGUGAGUUUCAAUUUUAUUUAGGGACUUACUGAAGAGUAUAAUCCAAGAGACUGCCUCUUAGCUCUAAGGAACCAAAGAGGUAAGGGGACAGGUCAGUAUACAUGUGAUAUUCUGGAAGGGAGAUGUAACCAAGCAAACCUUCUUGGUAAAAAGUUGCUGCUAGUCAAGAGAAACAGGCAGCUUAAUGGUUGUAAUGCUUUUCUAAGUAUAGGAAAAUGCAUUUAAUCCUCUCAAAAAACUACUGAAUAGGUGCUCCACGCUCACACACACGUGCUCACAAUAUCUCUAUUUUAUUGAUGAGUCAGUUAAGACACUUGAGUAAAGUCACAAUAAAGUAUGGGUAUUUCCAGUACUGUACUUGUCACCUGUCCUCCUUCCAAUUUACCAUACCCUCAAGGUGGAGGACUUUCUAGGACAAUAUGCAGCCUGGAGAAGGAAAUGGCAACCCACUCCAGUAUUCUUGCCUGGAGAAUCCCAAGGACAGAGGAGCCUGGUGGGCUGCCGUCUAUGGGGUCGCACAGAGUUGAACAGGACUGAAGCGACUUAGCAGCAGCAGCCCCUCAAGCGAGUGUCCAGCAAAUCCUAUCUCAGCUUCCAGGGCAGACUACCAGGAGUCUGGAGACGCGGAGAGGGUCCCGCCCACUGCGUCACUGCUGACGCCAUCACGCAGGGUUGAGGCGGCGCCGCCGCCUCCUUUAAAUAAGGCCUUCCUAGGUCGCGCGUGCGCGCGAGAGAAAGGAAAGGGUUGGCGAGUGUGUUUUUGUUCCGUGGGGGUCGCGGUCUGGGCCAGAGUCGCCGCGGACCACGAGUUGAGCGCAAAUUCUGGAGAAAUCCUCUUCCUUUAAGAGCCUGCACUGCCAGGCAGCAGAAUUGUGAACUAGAGUGAAGGAGAAAUCUAGGAAUAUGACUUCCAUGAUGGCCAUGGGUGAACCAAGGUUGAACUGGGAUGUUUCACCAAAAAAUGGUCUUAAGAUGUUUUUUUCUCGAGAAAAUUAUAAAGAUCAGUCCAUGGCUCCAAGUUUAAAAGAACUAUGUAUUUUAUCUAGCAGACGUAUAGGAGAAAAUGUGAAUGCCUCAGCAGGUUCUGUAGAAAAUGAGCCGACAGUUAAUUCAGCAGCUCAAGCAAAGGAAAAAGUUAAAACCACAGUUGGAAUGGUUCUUCUUCCAAAACCAAGAGUUCCUUAUCCUCGUUUCUCUCGUUUCUCACAGAGAGAACAGAGAAAUUAUGUGGAUUUAUUGGUUAAAUAUGCAAAAGUCCCUCCAAAUUCCAAAACUGUUGGAAUAAAUAAAAAUGACUACUUGCAGUACUUGGAAAUGAAAAAACAUGUGAAUGAAGAAGUUACAGAAUUCCUAAAAUUUUUGCAGAAUUCUGCAAAGAAAUGUGCCCAGGAUUAUAAUAUGCUUUCUGACGAUGCUUGUCUUGUCACAGAGCAAAUUUUAAAAGCUUGUAUUGAACAAGUGAAAAAGUAUCCAGAAUUCUAUACUCUCCAUGAGGUCACCAGCUUAAUGGGAUUCUUCCCAUUCAGAAUAGAGAUGGGAUUCAAGUUAGAAAAAACUCUUCUCGCAUUGGGAAGUGUAAAAUAUGUGAAAACAGUAUUUCCUUCAAUGCCUGCAAAAGUGCAGCUGUCAAAAGAUACCAUACCAGCCAUUGAAACACCAGAACAAAUAGCUGCAGCUAUGCAUUAUGACAUUAGUGAAGACCCAAAUGCAGAGAAGCUUGUUGCAAGAUACCACCCUCAGAUAGCUUUAACUAGUCAGUCAUUAUUUACCUUAUUAAAUAAUCAUGGACCAAGCUACAAGGAACAGUGGGAAAUUCCAGUGUGUGUUCAAGUAAUACCUGUUGCAGGUUCAAAACCAGUUAAAGUAAUUUAUAUUAAUUCACCACUUCCCCAAAAGAAAAUGACAAUGAGAGAGAGAAAUCAAAUCUUCCAUGAAGUUCCUUUAAAAUUCAUGAUGUCCAAAAAUACAUCUGUUCCAGUGUCUGCGGUAUUCAUGGACAAACCAGAAGAAUAUAUAUCUGAAAUGGAUUCCGUCUUUGGAAAUACCCCUUCGAUCCUUGGGCGGGAAAAGAUAUCUUAUGAAGUUAACGAGUGCCGAAAAAUUGAGACCCUAGAAAAUUUGGAUCUGGAGUUUGAUGAUGAUGUCACAGAACUUGAAACUUUUGGAGCAACCACCACCAAACCAUCAAAGUCACCAAGUCCAGCAAGUACCUCCACAGUAGCCCCCAAGACAGAUACACUCACAGCCCCCAGCAUAGCAGACACAUCUGAGGCACCAACUUCACCAGACAUUUCUGCUCAUUCUAGAAGCUUAUCUCGGAUUCUGAUGGAACAGUUGCAGAAGGAGAAACAGCUGGUGACUGGUAUGAUAGACAGUGGCCCUGAAGAGUCCAAAAAUAAAGAUGAUCAGAGAUUUAUACCAUGUGGUGAAAAGGUAUCAAAUUCUGACAAGCCUUUGAUGCAAGAUAGUGACUUGAAAACAUCUGAUCCCUUACCAUUAGAAAGUUCUAUGGAAAUUGAAACCUCUAGUAAAAAUAAUAUGGCCAAUGAAAUGGAGAGUGCUGAUGAAAGAGAAAAUGUUCUAGAGAACACAGACACUAAUUCAAACGAAAAGACUGUUACAUCAGAAGCAGCUAACAUUGAAGAUGUAGUUCUUGACAGUAGUGAUACAGAUGAAGACUGUUUAAUCAUUGAUAUGGAGUGUCAAAAUAAUAGUAAUGGAAAGACAGCUGAAGUGGGUUCUAAUUUAAGUUCUAAACCAGCUAGCCUAAAUUCUUCCUCAGGACAGACUUCUACAGGAGACCAGACCAAUAGUACUUGUAGUCCUGAAGAGUCAUGUGUUUUAAAAAAACCUAUCAAACGAGUAUAUAAAAAGUUUGAUCCAGUUGGAGAAAUUUUAAAAAUGCAGGAUGAACUCUUAAAGCCAAUUUCCAGAAAAAUACCUGAAUUGCCCUUAAUGAAUUCGGAGAACUCUAAACAGCCUCCUAUUUCUGAGCAGCCCUCUGCUCCGUCAGAUGCCUGUAGCUGGCCAAAGUCUAUCUGGCCUUCUGCCUUUCAGAAGCCAAAAGGACGAUUGCCAUAUGAACUUCAGGACUAUGUUGAAGAUACAUCAGAAUAUGUAGCUCCUCAGGAAGGAAAUUUUGUUUAUAAGCUGUUUAGCCUGCAAGACCUGUUGUUACUUGUGCGAUGCAGCGUCCAGAGGAUAGAGACCAGACCACGUUCUAAAAAACGGAAGAAAAUCAGAAGACAAUUUCCAGUUUACGUACUACCAAAAGUGGAGUAUCAAGCUUGUUAUGGAGUUGAAGCUCUGACUGAAAGUGAACUCUGUCGCUUAUGGACUGAAAGUUUAUUGCAUUCCAACUCCUCAUUUUAUGUUGAGCUUUUUUAUCAUCCCGAAGAAAGCCAACAAAGGACUUUUGAAGAUAGCAUCUCAUUUUCUCUGAACUUGAUCCCACACUUCUUUUCCUUUUUUGGAUUGUCCUUUUAUUUGUAUCCUUUUGCUAUAAUAAAUAUUAUCCAUGUGUGCCACUGUAUGUUGAAGCUAUAAGUCCUUGUAGAGAAGCACUGAGCCUGUGUCCCAACUCGGAACAUUUGUUCAUCUAAUUCAUAGACCAGUUUUUGUUCUUCUAAUCCUGAGAGACUAUUGAAAACUCUGGUUCAUCUCUUAGGUCUCAAUUGCUUUCUCCAGAUUAACAGGUGCUCCUAAGAGAGAAGCAGCCCUCAGUGCCAGACUCACAUCUCCAGGUGUCUUGCUUCUUCUGGUUUUUGGCUCUGAAUAUAGUCCCAUUCCCUUUUUCUGGUAACCACUAACAAAUUAUGUAAUUUAAUCACUCAUAGUAUUUAUGGCCUGUCUCUGUCUGUUUUGUUUAUUGAUAUAUCAUAAGCACCUGGAACAGUAUCUGACACACAGAGGUGCCCAAUAAGUAUUUUUUAGAGAGUGACGUUGGCUUGCAUAAUUGGUUGAAGGAACAGUAAAAGUCAAGGAGAAGGGAAAUGGUAGAUAACAAACCACAGAAUUUAUAUACUGUAUUCAUUUUACUCUUCCUAGAUGUGUGUAAGAUAAGCCGUUAGAAUACAAGAAGAAAAUAUUACAGCUUUUAUUUUUUCUCUAAAGAAAUUAAAAACUGAACAUUAUUCAUGUGAAGUAAGUGGACUGACAGGUGGUCCUCUCCUUUGAAUGUUGUUGUAGAGUUCUGUUACAUAUAAAAUAGAAAAUAUUUUUAUUAUCUCCACAUUGUACACCGUCCAAGAAACAGUGUGCCCGGUCCAUUCCAUAUGAAUGGUCAUCCUGAGUUGUGCAGUAUAGCAUCCUCGGGUUUAUUAAGGAUGACUUUGUUGUUGAAAAUGAAAGAUGCUGCUUAUUUAAAACAGCAACAACAAGAACAAAAAGAAACCCUCAUAUAUGCCACAGAGUCCAUCAGUGGCAGGAUCAGAAUUUAGUCCGUUUUUUUCAAGUAUUUAUUUAUUUAUUUUUGGUUUUGCUGGGUCUUGGUUGCUGCACAUGGACUUUUCUGGUUGCAGUGAGCAGGGGCAUCUCUUCAUUGCAGUGCCCGGGCUUCUGAUUAAGCACAGCCUCUAAGCACAUGGGCUCCAGUAGUUGCAGCAUGCAGGCGCAGUCGUUGUGGUGCAGGGGGCUUUGGCUACUUUGCAGUAUUUUGAAUCCUCCCUGACCGGGUAUCAAACCUGUGUCCCCUGUAUUGGCAGGCAGAUCCUCAUUCACUGUGCCACCAGGGAAGUCCUGGUCACAAUUUUUAAGUGUUCAUAACUUUGCUGUAAACCUUAAACAGGGCUAGGAAAAAACGGGGAGGGGGGAGGUCACAGGUAACAAAAAUGAAGCACUGUGUGUAUAACAAUGUUAAUCAGUGUGACUGAAUACAAAUAAUUCAUUGUGUCUUAGAAACUGGGAUAAAAUCUUAACCAGAAGAUUUCCACGUGCUCGUAUUUCUUUCCCAUGCAAUCAUGCACCCUCGUCCUUUCUAAGUUGUGACCUGUGUUUUCCUCACUCAACCUUUGCUAGCCACUCCUCCAUUUAACUGUGGCAUUUCAUUGUCAGUUUUCCCUGCCCAGCUCUAUGAUCUCAAAAUUUCAAAGAAAUUUAAGACAGUUUCUUCUCAGAAAUCAAAGCCGGGGACCAGUGCGUUAGAGCUUGCUUUUUUUUUUUUUUUUUUUUUGGCAUUAGAUGGAGAGAAAAGUGAGGGUAGAGUUUACAUGUGUGAUUGAGAGAUUCAGAUACAGCGUAUCAUACAAAACACAAGAGAUACAAAAUGUCACUUAAACUGAAGAGCAUAUUGAUUAUAGGACUCCAGUUCAGCAAUUAUCUAAACUGACUGUGUGUCGCAGUCGUUUGUAGAGCUUGUUAGAUUGAAGAUUAUUGGCCCUGACCCUAGGAGUGUCUGAUUCGAUAGGUCUGGAUUGGAACCUAAGACUUCAGCGUUUGUAGCAUGUUCUCAGGUGGUGCUAAUGCUGGUAGUCCAGGGACCAUACCUUGAAUACCUUUCCUGUAGCUCCUAGUCUCCUUUUUAGGUAGAAUAAAAAUACUUGUUUUUUGUUUCCCUGCUUUGCUAUGAACAUGUUCUUCUCUUCCUUUAGAUUGCUGUGUUAUUUUUUUCCUCUUGCCCCAAACACUAAUAUGUACUCCCUAAAGAAAAUUCCAAAAGUCAUCUUACCACAACUUCUGUAUCUACUUUUCAGUUAUCUAAUGUAUAUCAAUUCUGCAUAGUCGACAUACAAGCAGUCCUUCCUUUGUGCUAUUCUGAUAUCCACAAAUGUCAGUUACAAAGGUAUAUUAACUGUAAUUGUGUAAACUACCAACUUUACUGCUGACUCUUCAGUCCACAGAUCACUACAUAAAUAACAGACGUGCAUCAUGACCAGUCACCAAUCAUAUCACUCCUUUAAGAGUCUGUCAGUGUUUUUGGUCGCUGUGUACCUGUCACUGAGAUCAUGCAUAGAAAGCAAAAUGUCUAGUUGUGUUCCCUCCUUGUCUCCCAGUGAUAAACUCACAUGAUAUUUUGUAAAAGUGGAUAAUCAGAAGAGGGAAUUGGCCAACAAAAGUUAAAGCACAGCAAAGAAACAAAAGACCAUACUGCUGCAAAUGGAAUUUGAAUUGAAUAUAAAUGAAAUUAUAGAAGAAAUAACUGACAGUAGAAAUGUUGACACUGCUGAGGUUCAAGAGACAAGAUAAGCCACCAGAGGAACUUAGUGAAAGUGAACUGACUCACAUAAAUAAGGAAAGUGCUUGUGGCAUAAAGGAUGAAGAAAUGACCCUGGCACAGUAUUUUACAUUGAAGAAACUCUUUGAGAUAUUUCAUGACCUUAAAAGUGCAAAGGGUAUAACGUUGGGAGCUGAUCCAACAAUGAUCAGCAAGUGUGACCCUCCUCCACAGCAUAGAAAAGGUGCUUGCUCCCUAUCAUAAGUUGUAACAGGAGAAAGUGACAAGCACUAUUCAGACUACUAUUAAUGAGUUUUAUAAUGAAAUAAUACUUUAAAUCUUAGUGUUUGCUAUUUAUAGUCUACUAAAUAAAGAUUAGUUUUUACUGUCUUCAUUUCUCCAUGCAUUUAUUACUGAUGGGGAAUUUAUAAUGUUUUGAUCAAAAAAUCUUAAAGGUAAUGGAACAAUUGUAAUUUUUCCCAUUGAUUAUUAAAAUCGCUUGCAUAAUUUUGACUUAUGCAUGAUUAUUUUUAUCAUCCCCUACUACAUGUAGAGUAGGGACUGCCUAUAUAUAUAUAUAUAUAUGUAUGUGUGUGUACGUGUGUGUGAGUAUAUAUAUAUGUGUGUGUGUGUAUAUAUAUAUGUAUGAAUUCAUGCAUGUAUGUAAAGCCCUGAUUUGUAUUAACUAACCUUUCCAACGUUGACACACUUAAAAAAAUAUUUGGAUAGCAUACUGUGAUAUGCAAGAGUCUACGAGGGUUAAUGGCUAGGAAGCUGUUGCCAUCCCAAGUCUUGUGCAGUUGCCCCAAGGACUGAGGAGAUAAACAUCUGAACUCAUUUGAGGCCCACUGGUUAAAAUGUUCCAAUGUUGAGAGAAUUGAAGCCCUCAUAGAACUUAGUGCAGUAUUCUCUGUAUAUUUUUUACUAACUGUAUUUGACAUAUACUAUAAUACAACUUUUCAUUGAGAUUGCUUUAAAAAGGUAAGAACUGUGAGUUUCCUCAAAGACACAUUUAGUAAAUGUCUAAACUGUUUUAUUGUACUUAAUAUUUAUUGCCUUUUGACAGUCUUUAAACCAUUAAACUGUGUCCUUUUUAUUAGAAACGUCACUGUGUAAUGAGUGUUAGAAAUGCAGAGGUGAAACCGAAACUUGGCACAGGAAAGAAUAAGUAGGCAUGGGAAAAGAUUUGUUGUCUUAGAAGAAAAGUAUCUGGUAAAAAUGUUUCUGACUCUUUUUUAUGAGCACAAAGCAGAUGAAAUGAAAGGGGGCAAGAUAAGAAAUGAGAUACUAAAUUAUUUGCAGGUUUUUUGUAUUAUGAUUGAUGUCAACUAUCCAAGUCAUGUGUUUUGAUAACCAAAUUUUGGAAGCUAAAAAAAUUAAAGUGAUAUUAUUUUCAGCAUUAGUGAAUAUUAUACUCUUAGCGAUUGAUGUUUUUGACUGGUGUAAUAACAUGGGUUUUGUAUUAAUGUGAUUAUAUAACACUUAACUAAACGCCAUUUUUUCUAUCACUUCCCUGGCACAUUCCAAGGCCUCAGUGUUGUGUCUCAACCUGUUUUGUGGGAGAACAUGUGCAAGUGUAAUCAUGAGAGUUUGCUCUUUUGUUUCUUUGAAUUCUAGAAUUAGGUCAUGUUUAUAAGAAAGUAAGACUUGGUGCAGACUAUUUUGAUUUUUUUUUUUUAAACCGUAGGAAAUCUUAUCAUGUGCUUUAAUUAAAAAAUAAGCUAGAUUUUUUUAAGGCUUAUUGAGGUAUAGCUAAUAACAUUUUAAGAUAUUUAAAUCAUACAUCAUAAUGAUUUGAUAUAUGUAUACAUUGUAAAAGAAUUCCUCUCAUCUAGUUGAAUUAACAAAUUCAUCACCUCCAGGUAUUUUUUUUUUUUUUUGAUUAGAACAUUUGAGUUCUACUCUCUUACCAAAUAUCAGUUAUAUAAUCUACUAUUAUCAGCUAGAGUCACUGUGUUAUACAUUAGAUCCUCAGACCUUAUUCAUCUUGUAGCUGAAGGUUUGUACCCUUUUAGCCCCCAACCCCUGAGAACCACUUUUCUACUUCUUUCUAUGAGUUUGACUUUUAUUCCCCCAGAUUCCUCAUACAAGUUGUUAUGCAGUACUUAUCUUUCUCUUUCUGACUUAUUUCACUUAACAUAGUGUCCUCAAUGUCCUUUAUGUUGUUGCAAAUAGCAGUAUUUCCUUUUUUCUCAUGGAUGAAUAAUAUUCCAUUAUUUGUGUGUGUAUCACGCCUUUAUCCUUUCAUCUGUUGGUGGACACUUAGGUUAUGCACAUCUUGGCUAUUGUGAAUAAUUAAGCCAAGUUUUUACCUUAACCAAGUUUGUCUGAGAAAUGUAUUUAUCAUACCCAAACUAUAUUUUAUCUGCUUGCUUUUAUAAUAUUAUGGUACAUGCAUACAUGAAUGCUAAGUCACUUCAGUCAUGGCUCUUUGCAACCCUGUGGACUGUAGGCCACCAGGUUCUUCUGUCCAUGGGAUUCUCCAGGCAAGAAUACUGAAGUGGGUUGCCAUGCUCUGC